Cyphellophora europaea CBS 101466 is the source of this 2796-nucleotide messenger RNA. RefSeq lists its product as uncharacterized. NCBI's taxonomy places the organism in Eukaryota, Fungi, Ascomycota, Eurotiomycetes, Chaetothyriales, Cyphellophoraceae. Bases 1 to 2796 code for a protein of 931 amino acids. The transcript has a single exon. The record is from RefSeq and is a predicted model, not a curated record.
AUGGAACGCCUAGAGUUCGUACGGCAAGCUUCGAUUGGAAAGGCGAAGACACUUGUACGCCUUGCGCUUGCGUACAUAUCAUUACCGAAAAAGCUUCCAUUCGAAUAUGCAUUCGUCAAGUUCCAAUAUCCAGCUGGCUGGUACAUGGAAUGGCUGGAGCGAUUUCUUCCUUACACGGAAUGGGAUAUUUUGUGUUGGCAUGGCGAGUGCCAUUUCUAUAACUGGCAGGACUCCUUCUUCCCCCGAACCCUGAUGAAAGCCAACAUGCAGGCUCAAACUGCCAAAGCAUUCUACCAGAGUCUCUGGAUGAGGAACGAGCUGGUCAUCCGUACAGUGGCGCUUCCGCUGCUGGCUCUGGUCGCAUUUAUAGUACUGGUUUGGGCCCUGGUCUGCGUAUUAGAGCUGGUCACCUGUUUGAUUCGACUGCUGGACCAGGGCUUGAGCAUGCUCAUUCGGAAACUUGCUGCACCCGUUCUCGCUGCCGUCCAGGGUUCGAUCGCAGGCUUCUUUGCUACCAUCAAGUUCAUGGUCAUGGUAUUCAAGAUUUUGCUCGUCUACCCAUUCUUUGCUGCAAGUGGUAUCGUUUAUCUGGUGUACGUAUCAUACGUUAGUCUGGACAUUCUCUUGCAAGGAUGCAAAGCUCUUCGGGACCUGAUGACCAACUUUGUCAUGCUUACUACUCAAACUUUUCUGGAAACCUUGGAGGAGAUCAGAAGCAAGCUCGAGAGUGGUACUGCCGAGGACGUGCUCGACAAUGGCGUUGACCCCACGUCCGAAACGCACCCAGAGCCAACAACCACCCCAACUAUAAUUACAAUUACAACUAAUCAGAGAUCCGCUGCGACUGCUACGGCCUCUAAGCUCGAGGCUGAUACCAUCCAUAUAACAGCAGGCAAGAACUACAGCUCGGGGCAAGGAGGGCGCAGAAGGUUUUCAGUAAGGUCUCCAGGAGUUUCGAAUAAUCUCGGAGCUACCUCUGGAGAAGAUCUCCAUGCAACACCUUUCCAUAAUCCUCGUUUUGCAGAGAGGGAGUCUCCUAUUCGGACUGAGGCCCCUAACAACAGGAAGCCGCAUACAACAGAAACGUCCGCUCAGGUCCCGACGGAACACAAGAUCCCAGAAGCCUCGGUCAAGUCCACUGAAGAUAAGCCAUGUCCGGAAUCUGUGUCUGACUUUGGCACAACAGCUGCCUAUCCUCGUGACUCCUAUAAACAGAAUACGGAGAAAGUAAGCAGGAGACCCGUAACAAAGGAAACUGAGAGCAAGUCCGAGUGCGAUAAGCUGGCCACGAGCUCGACGGCUACACCGAGAGAUCGUACUAGAGAAGAUAGAACUGCCCCUGCAAGCAGGCCGAAAGUGAAUCCAGAUGCCCGUCCAAGAGGGCACAGAAAAGCUCGUCCAGAGUCUAUGGCUGACCUAGGAGAUGGUGCUGACAUCUUCCGGAAAUACAGCGAAGCGCAGAAAAGUAAGAAGUCACCACCACGAGGGCCCAAGUGCUCAAGCCGGUCUGGUUUCCCAGAUGACAAAGCUGGGAAGCCACCUCAGCCUGAAGUCAAACCUCAAGAAAACACUAGGUCAGCAUAUGAGAAGCAGGAAAGCAAAGGGAAAGGCGCAGCAUUCUCAGACUUCAUGAAGAAUAUGAUCGACGAGGCUAAUUCGUACCGACAACAGACUUUCGCUCAGCCCCAAGCCAAACGUGAAGAUACGCGGUCAGCAUAUGAGGAGCCACAAAGCACGAACAGGGAAACAUGGUUCGAGAGUAUUGUGGACAGUAUUAUCAAUGACGACAAGUCCACCCAACGCCAGGCGCCGCCUCAGGCCCAACCGAGAGAGCAGCCAAAGCCAAAGUCAGACUACGUGAGGCAAGGCUACCAGGCCUACAAUCCCUCGAACAGCGGACCUCAACCGCGGACCCAGUCUCAGCACCGGGAGUCCUAUCGCAAGCCGCACGUUGAGGAGAGACCACCACCACAACAAUAUCAACCCUACAGUCCGCCGCGGCGCGACCACACCCGCAGAUCCGACACAAGGCCCAAGGCUACAUCCUACCGUCUAAGCCAGACCUACGCAGAGCGUGAAGCCGAAAGCCGCUACUACAGUCCCGACGGUUUCAAGCGCGAGCCCGGCUGGAGCAGCAGCGGCGGCGCCUAUAGCUUCGGCGGCAGCAGGAGCACCAAUACCGGCGGCAGCAGGAGCACCAAUACGGGCGCCUACAGCAACCACAAUAACGAGCGAUCUGCCAGCUUCGACUUCAACUUCGGCAACGACGCCAACUUCAACUUUCAAUUCGGCGGUGGCGGCGGCGGCAGCAGCAGCAACAGCAACGCGCAUUACGCGGGCAGCCACCACCGCCGCCCGCCCACCCCCGUCGAAGAAGAAGAAUAUGACACCACCCCACCACGCUUCGACUACUCCCGCCACCACCACUUCCCCUCCGCCCCUCCCCCUGCUCCUGAACCCCCCGUCUUCAACCCCUACCAAGUCCUCAACCUCGCACGCACCGCCAAUUUCAGCCAGAUCAAGAAGGCGUACCACAAGCUCUCGCUGCAGCACCACCCGGACAAGAACAAGGGUAAGUUCCGCUCCGAGGCGCAGCGGGCGGCGGGCGAGGAAAAAAUGAAGGCCGUGAACCGCGCGAAGGCGCUGCUGGAGGAUCCCGUCAGGAGGUGGGUGUACCAUCACAGGGGGCUGCAAGAUGCGGAGCAUGAUCCACUGGUGGAUGCUGUGAGGAGGGAUGAGAGGUUUCAGGCCGGCGAGGCGGUUAUGGAUGGGUGGUUCGUGGCGGGGAUCUGGUGA